AUGACAGAAACCGCGGACAAUCGACAGGAUGUACUGCUCGUUGGUUUUGGAGCUGUUGGUGCUCUAUACGGAUGGCUGCUUGAACAGUCUAAAGGCGUUCGAGUCACCGCAGUCGCCAGAUCAAACUACAAAACAGUCCAAGAACAGGGCGUGCAGAUUGAGUCGGCCAAAUUCGGCAAGCACUCAUGGCAACCUUAUAGAGUGCUCCACGACGUACAUCAAGCGGCAGAUAGGGACUACAAAUUCAUUCUAUGCACAUAUAAACACCUCCCUGAUGUUACCCCGACACAGGAUAUCUUGGGACCUUGCUUACAUCGCUCAAACUGCUUUGUGCUGCUACAAAACGGAAUAGGGAUCGAAGAACCUCUCCAAGAGCUUGUCCCCCAUGCGACAAUAAUCAGUGCUGCGAUCUGGGUUGGCGCAAACCUAAAGGAAUCUCGCAGAGUCGUGCACAAUGAUCUUGAACUGCUCGUCGUUGGUAGAUUUAAGGGAGAGAAGCGUGGACCUAAUCAUCAAAUGGUAACCUCAAAGAUGCCAGAAGCGGAUGCAGACAGGCUGCUUGAAGACCUAGUCAAGUUAUUGCAUGCCGGUAAUUCGAAUACCUUACCUGUUUCGGAUAUCCAACCAGUGAGAUGGAAAAAGAACUUGUGGAAUGCAACCUUCAGUAGUUUAGCUACAUUAGCAGGCGAGCCAAUGUCUGUUCUUAUGCGUGAUGAGAAUGUAAAUAAUGUUAUCCCGAUCGCGAGGAGAACAAUGCUUGAGAUUCUCUUCGUUGCCCGCAGUAUGGACAUUAAUGAAGACAAAUUACCUGCUACUGCUGUCGACGAGCAGUUGUCACUAACUUUGAGCCAAUUUGGAGGUAUCCAACACGCGAACGAGCAACGGAUAGGAGAAAGUGAAGAGGCAGCAGCCGGAAGAGCCGCUUUCAAGCCCUCUAUGCUCGUAGACCACGACAAUAAUCGUCCAAUGGAGUUGCAGUGCAUCGUGGGCUCUAUAGUUCAGCGUGCACGAGAAUUCUCCGUGGAGACCCCCAGGAUUGAUAUGGCGUACUCCAUUCUCUCCGUAAAGCAACGCAAGUUUGUUGAGCUCGCCGGGGCAGCUCAACAUAAACCUACAGCUCGUAUGUCGGCUGAGCUUGCUCAACGCUUUGCUCGCAGCGAUUCGCCAGUGGUACCCUCGGGUACUCCUCUUGACCUGCCAUCAACACCAACCAAGAUUUAA
Molecule: messenger RNA, 1221 nt
Organism: Wallemia ichthyophaga EXF-994
Lineage: Eukaryota; Fungi; Basidiomycota; Wallemiomycetes; Wallemiales; Wallemiaceae
Product: Putative 2-dehydropantoate 2-reductase
Exons: 4
Coding region: 1-1221 (406 amino acids)
Cellular component (GO): cytoplasm
Molecular function (GO): oxidoreductase activity
Source: RefSeq, a predicted model, not a curated record